Molecule: messenger RNA, 935 nt
Organism: Camelus dromedarius (Arabian camel)
Lineage: Eukaryota; Metazoa; Chordata; Mammalia; Artiodactyla; Camelidae
Product: olfactory receptor 4E2
Exons: 1
Coding region: 1-927 (308 amino acids)
Biological process (GO): G protein-coupled receptor signaling pathway
Cellular component (GO): plasma membrane
Molecular function (GO): G protein-coupled receptor activity; olfactory receptor activity
Source: RefSeq, a predicted model, not a curated record
AUGGACGCUCUAAACCAAACAAGAGUGACUGAAUUUGUCUUCUUGGGACUCACUGAUAACUGGGUGCUCCAGAUACUAUUUUUCAUGGCAUUCUCAGUCAUGUACGUACUAACCCUUUUGGGGAACAUUCUCGUCAUGAGUAUCAUAGUCUUUACUCCAUGUCUUCAUACACCCAUGUAUUUCUUCUUGAGUAAUCUGUCCUUUGUUGACAUCUGCCACUCAUCUGUCACUGUGCCCAAGAUGCUAGAGGGUUUGCUUUUAGAGAGAAAGACCAUUUCCUUUGACAACUGCAUUGCACAGCUCUUCUUCCUACAUCUGUUUGCCUGUGCUGAGAUCUUUCUGCUGACCAUUAUGGCCUAUGAUCGUUAUGUAGCCAUCUGUGCUCCAUUACACUACCCCAAUGUGAUGAACAUGAAGGUCUGUGUACAGCUUGUCUUUGCUCUCUGGUUGGGCGGUACUGUUCACUCACUGGUGCAGACCUUCUUGACCAUCCGUCUACCUUACUGUGGUCCCAACAUGAUUGACAGCUACUUCUGUGAUGUUCCUCCUGUCAUCAAGCUGGCCUGCACAGAUACAUACCUCACAGGAAUGCUGAUUGUAUCCAAUAGUGGAACCAUCUCCCUCGCCUGUUUCCUGGCUUUGGUCACUUCCUACACGGCCAUCUUGGUUUCUCUUAGGAAACAGUCAGCUGAAGGGCGCAGGAAAGCCUUGUCUACCUGCUCAGCCCACUUCAUGGUGGUUACCCUCUUCUUUGGACCAUGUAUUUUCAUCUACACUCGGCCAGACACCAGCUUCUCCAUUGACAAGGUGGUAUCUGUCUUCUACACGGUGGUCACCCCUGUGCUGAAUCCCCUCAUUUACACCUUGAGGAAUGGGGAGGUAAAAAGUGCCAUGAAGCAUCUCAGACAGAGACAAGUUUUUUCAUGAAAUUUUGC